Trematosphaeria pertusa is the source of this 1850-nucleotide messenger RNA. RefSeq lists its product as uncharacterized. Bases 113 to 1756 code for a protein of 547 amino acids. The transcript has a single exon. Lineage: Eukaryota; Fungi; Ascomycota; Dothideomycetes; Pleosporales; Trematosphaeriaceae. The record is from RefSeq and is a predicted model, not a curated record.
CUGACCCCUAAUCUCCGCCACCAUGCAGGGGUAGACUGCACGCAAUUAUAGCGGAAAGUCAUCGACCCACCAUGGACCUUUUCUCAACCUCUUCCAUGCCCCGCCGGGCAUCAUGGGUGUGUCCGCAGUCGACAUCAUAACCUACAUCGGUAUUCCUUUAGCGGUUCUCGGCGUCCUUCCAACUAUAUACACCUGCCUGAAGUCCUUGUUCACGCUGCGCGAAAUCACGAAAACGCUGCACCGCAAUGGCGUCGUCGCAAUCACACGAAGCGCGCUGCUCUCCGGCAUCGUCGAGAUCGAGAUCCCGCGACGCAGUAUAAUUCCUCUAGAUCGCGGUGAUCCGAAAUACUUUGGGCUGAGAGAGAGGCCGAGCAGUUUGAAGGGAGGCAGUUGGACGAUAUUCAAUUGGAAGGAGAUGGUUAUUGGGGUGAAGAGUUAUAGGCUGCAAUAUCAUGAUGAGCUGGCGCAGCCGCAGGCGGAGAUUGAGUUUGAGGCGCUGAUAGCGUUUCUGUUGGAUAGAGGUGCCGUGCCGAGUAAAGAAGGAUGGGCGGAUUUGAGGGGCGCGGGGCUGUGGACACCGGCGGGCACGAAGUUGCUACUAAGUCCUGUGUCGAGUGAGGAGGUGUUGAGUGUGGCUAUGAGCGAUGAUUCGGAUGGAAUACUGAGUCUGGCGCUGAAUUGGAGAAGCGAAUGGGAUCGCAGGAGUAGGGAUAGCCUGCCGCCGUAUUGGGUGCGGGCGUGUGCGCCGAGGAAAGAGGUGGAUGUGUUAGCUGCGCUGAAUGAAUUGGAGGCGCCAGGCAAGACGGAAGAGCAGAAUGAAGUUGACAAGAAGGGUGGGUUUUUAGAUGACGAUAGCGCGGAUGGUGUGGAAGAGGGGGAUAUGAGAUCCGCGGUCAGGGUCAGGAUAUCGGCGACAGGGAUACAAGAAGCAUAUAAGGAGGAUGAUGCGAAGAAAAAGCUUCCCCUACUGCACCUGCGCUCCAUCAACGGCUCCACAGAUUCAACAGCCGGCUUCUGGUUCUGCAGCGCCGCCACCGCCUUCCAAGCGCCCCAAGGAGGCCUCUGGUCGUUCUCCGUCCCCGACGACAUCCUCUCCCUCGCGCGGCGCGACACCGUCCCCUGCGGCGUCAUGGUGCUGCUCGGCGCCAUGACGGACGAGCAAGUGCCCGCAUGGCGCCUACCGCACGACGAGGAAGCCGAGCGCUUCGAGCGGCACGUCAAGUUCAUGGAGCAAGGGCGCAAGAUGACGGAGGAGGCACGACUCCCGCCCGAGCAGCGGGAAGCAGCGCGCAGGAAGAGGCUGGAGCACGAGGCGGCGGAUUUUCACAAUGAUUUUCGAAGACGGAGGAUGAGGGAGGAUCAGAGGAGAGAGUCGGAGAUGGCGGAGGCGAUGCAGAGUCAACGACUGCCUAUUGAUGUUGUUGCUGAUGCGCACGUUAAAUACCUUGUUGAUAAGUUUCGGCUUUCUGAGGGUGUCACGGUGCUUGUGCUGGUGGAGCAGAUACUUUAUGGUAUGGCGCAAGAUACGUCUUUUGCGAAGAGGAUUUCGAUAAUGCUAGAUUUGUGGAAGAGCUGGGCGCAAUCAGGAGGCAUGACAAAGAGCCAUUACUUGGCCGUUAAAGAGGACCAGGUUAUCUUUGCGUUAGCGAGCUGCGUGUUGGCUGUUAUGAGGGGCAUGGUUAGUGAGCCGAUGGGGAGUGUGGUGGGUGAUUUACAGGAGUGUCUUAGGAUCUGGAAGAAAGUCCGGCUUGGUUAAAACAGGGUGGGCGGUGGGGAUAUAUCAGGUCAGGGUGGGUUAUGGCUGGGAUGACGGCACGAGGUAUGUGAAUGUACGAUAGCAGUGUGGUAGG